AUGAGGAACGGCAUUGUCGAUCAUGAAAAAAGCCUUUGCCGCUUCAUUGUCGAGGUGCAAAAGCAUCGUGUUUUGUGGGAGAAAAAAAAAUACAAAAAUGUAGUUUUGAAGGGCGACGGGUGGGCUGCGAUAGCGGCCAAGGAGGAGGUUUCGCCACAAGAUGCGAAACAUCUGUGGUCCCGACUCCUUGGCAUUUAUCGGACCAACAAGGCCAAGGUUAAGAAGACGACGCAAACCGGUGCAGGCAAUGACGACGUGUUCCGGCCACGGUGGUUCGCCUACCAAGCGAUGUCUUUUGUAGACGAGGCCACCCAAGAUGCGGUGCAUGUAGACACGCUUGGCUACGACGAUGAGGGCCUCACUCCCCGUUCCCUCGUGGAGGCAGCCUGCGCGAUUCCACAAUCGUUGGACGACAUCGAUUGGGAUGCCGCGGUUGCCUUCGACCCCGAGCCAUUCUCUCCCACUCCUUCUUCCUACCCUUCUGCUUUAUCCGUCACUCCUCGCACGAUCCGCGAGGGAAACGGUGUGAGUGGGGCCCUCAACAACCGGCUGCAACAACCGGUUUCGGGCGCAACAGGCGCACCGGAAACCGCAGAUCCGGACGAUUUCGGCCGGUACGUGGCCGAUGAGCUUCGACUUAUUCCGUCUCCAAAAAGGAGACGCAUUAUAAGUAUUCAGCGGGAGUUAUUAGAAUCAUAA
Molecule: messenger RNA, 699 nt
Organism: Anopheles arabiensis
Lineage: Eukaryota; Metazoa; Arthropoda; Insecta; Diptera; Culicidae
Exons: 4
Coding region: 1-699 (232 amino acids)
Source: RefSeq, a predicted model, not a curated record